Molecule: messenger RNA, 1596 nt
Organism: Sebastes umbrosus (honeycomb rockfish)
Lineage: Eukaryota; Metazoa; Chordata; Actinopteri; Perciformes; Sebastidae
Exons: 4
Coding region: 584-1426 (280 amino acids)
Source: RefSeq, a predicted model, not a curated record
UCUCCCUCUCAUUGGCUGACUCCAUACCGAAACCUAACCAAUCCAAGAACGAAUAGAAGGCAGUGAGCUAAUCAGAGGCAGAGGAGGGCGGGUCAUGCCUUCACUGGAGCAGGCUUCAUAAUUUAGCGGGCAGCGGACUUAAUGUAGUUAAUUAACAGUUCAAUGCACUUUAAGAAAGAAUUAUGUUAUUGUAGGUUAAGGGUUUAAGCGGUUGUAAUUAAUCACUGGUUUAAUUCACCACCCAGGGUGCAUGCAAAGGGACACAAAUCAAACGCACCCACCUGUUGAGUGACCUUUAGGUUCGCCUCCCAGAUCAGGAUAAAUGCUAAAAUGCUCGGUGUUGUGGAGGAACUUUUUACUUUCCGGUGCGGCUGCAGAGCUUCUUUCAGCUCAAAAUGUUUGAAAACUUUGAGGAGUGCAGUGGGAGCAGAGAAGGUGAACCUGGAGCAGGUGUGGAGGAUUGCAUGGUGUCCUUCAGACAGACAUAUUGGCUGGCUUGAAGGAACGAAUAUGGAUGGAUGCUUCCCAAACACUAAGAAAUCGAAGGACGAGUGUGUGACCCUGAAAGACUCCAUUUAGAGGGAUGUUCAGGAAGAUUAAUAAUGUGUUCCAUCCCAACCAUCACAGACACAGAGGGCGGGAUGGAGGUGGUGGUGGUAUUGGUGGUGGUGGUGGUGGUGGUGGGUUUCGUUCCGAGCAGGACUACCACAACGCCUGCACCGUCAGGCUGGUCCGCAGCACCUCCAUGCUUGUGGUGGGAGAGAAAACUCAGUCAGCCGUGGGCUCGACUUUGAAACGGAGCAAAAGCACAGUGAGCAUCGAGUCGACCUUGUACUACUAUCAGAGACAAGAGGACAGGAUAUGGCUCUACUCUCAGAAUCAGAACUGCCUGGAGUACCUGGAAGCACUCGUGGCUUUGAGACGGCAAUACACAAAGAGUGUGAGUGACUUGAAAAGUAGCGACGCCAAGGCCACGGUGUCCUCCAAGAAGAAGCCUGCACCCCCGCCGCCGCCGCCGCCUACAAAGGUAGAACCGAUAUCAAGAGCCAAACCCUCUGCUCCUCCAGUCCCCAGCGAGGAGGACACUUUGCAGUUCUUUGAUGAGGUCAUCGCAGGCUGCGACAACGAACCGCUGCGCAAACCGUACAUGGAUGAUGGACACGCAGAUGUGGACUUCAUAGUGGCCUCCAGCUCGGCCGAACACGACCUCCACUCUAACUGGGUCAUGCGGGUUCCUCGGGUCGCGGACGACUCCAAGCAGAAAGCAGCUCAUGACUGUGCCAAGGAAAGCACCCGAAAGAAAAAAAACCAGAGCGGGUCCACAAGCAGCCGACUGCGGCUGCAGAGGAACCCGAUCCAUCUGCCCAAAGUGGUGGAGAGUGCAUUCAAGACUCUGCGCUUCAAGCCCAAAUUAAAAAAGCAGUGAAGCUUGAUAGACAUUUGAAACCAGCAGCACUGCCACGCUGCUGACAUAGAGCUCAACCUAGUUUGUAUGGACAAACACCAUGCUCUGCUAAAACUCCAUCCGGACAAUCAAUACUUACAUCAAAUAUUUAAAAGGAAUUUUAAUAAAGCAAAAAUCUGUCUAGCCGAUGA